AUGUCAGACAAUGAUGUCCUUGAAUUGGUCUCACGUAACAAUGGGCUACGCGAAAUCCUCCUGAUGAACAGCAACUUAACUGACAAAUCAAUUGUUCAUAUUCUUGGACAUUGUCCAGAUAUUGUAAGCAUCUCGAUUGGCAAUUUUGACAAGAAUGGGCGGGUCAGAGGCCAUUUUGCAUCAUACAUGAACAAGCAGGAAAACCUACACAAAUGGGAGAACUUGAAAAGCUUCGGUUUUUCCAAUCAGCCACUCGACAAGGCGCACAUUAGAAGCAUGCUCAAAAAACGACGGAACCUACGAAUCGAUCAGAUUCAGAUGCCCAGCCCCGAAGUAGUAAAAUCUCUCACGGAUGCCGGUAUCUCACCUGGCAACAAGCAACUAGCAGAAAUGUUUGCCGAGGACGAUGCUGAAGUGUUAAGAGUCAUACCUGCUGCAUCUUUCUGGAGAGAAGGCAAGAUUGUAGGCCCAGACAUGGUGGCUUUGGUGCGCUUGGAACAGACUCGGUUGGAUGCUAUCCGACGGUGCAAGGCUGAGCUUGAGGCUGAGGAGGCUGAGGUGGAGGCAGAAAAGCUCACUGAAGAACCAGAGAGUCGUAGAAAGCGGACUCUGGACCCGGCCUCUCCAUCAUCACCACGGCCAGCUCGAAAGGUUGCAAGACGCGAAGUUUCCGAUCUCCGUCACGAAGAAGAUGCAAGGCAGGCCGACAGGACGAGUAGCACAAACGUCAACGAAGCGUCAUCAAGUAUGGAAAACACCUCUGGGAACGCCAACGCAGGCAGCAGCUCUGACGGAAGCGCCUUGACUAAGAGCGUCAUCAAAGAAGAACCUUUGGACGGGGACAGCUUCGGAGUGAACUAUGAGGCAGCCGAAACUCACGGAGGAGAUGCCUUGGACGAGGAGGAGGAUGCUGUAAUGAGGACUGUAAUCAAGAGAGACGAUAGUCGCCUUUGGUUGUAUGACAGGCGAGGCACUCUCUCUGAUAGAGACGUGCGCGCGAUUGUUACACGGAACUACUGGCUGCUCGACAUCAACUUAUAUGCACCGAACUUGACCGAUAAGUCAAUUAUUGCCAUCCUCAAACAUUGUCCACGCAUCGCAGCUAUCCGAAUCAAUGGCUUGUCUGAGGCCUCCGGACGGGUCAAAGGCCAUUUUGUUUCUUUCAUGAACAUGCGGGAAAAUCAGCACAAAUGGGGCAUGUUGAAGAAGUUACGGCUGAACUACCAACCGGUUGUAGAGGCACAGGUGAGAAGCCUCUCCAAGAGAAGACCAGACAUAGUCAUUUCGCAGAGCAUUAGGGUUCCUCCCCCUGUGGAAGAGUCGCUGUCAAAUGCUGGUAUUGAUAUACCCGUCCCGGCCAGAACUGAGUGGCGCAGAGGGCAUGUUGAGGGUAUAGAUUGGGUGGCAUUAGUGCGCAGAGAGCAAACGAGGCUGGACGAUUUGGAACAGCUUGCGUCACAAGUUCGAGAGGAACGGGAGCGACAGAGGGCAUACGAGCAAGAACAGCUUGCGACACAAGUUCGAGAGGAACGGGAGCGACAAAGGAUAUACGAGCAAGAACAGCAGAGGGAAAUCUCAAGGCUACUUGCUAAGAGACGAGCCCAGGCGCAACAAGAGUUAGCCAUCGCUAGAUCGCACGUCGAUUCUGAGGAAAGUGAUGCAGAAGAUUCCGAAUCAGAAGAAGACUGUUCAGAGGAAGCAGAAUCUGGCGAUGAUAAUCUGGAGGAUCUUGAUGCUAGACGUUUAGGAGGUUAUGGAAACACUUCAGAGGAAGAGGGAGACUCAGAAGCCGAUGAACUUGAGGAAGAGGAAGACACCUUGGUAGAGGAAAAUGAAGAAGCAGACGAGCUCGAAGAAGCUACUGAAGAAGAGCGCUCGGAUGGAGAAGAUUGUUCCCUAGAAGAGACCGACGGGGAAGAGGAAGAGGAGGACGAGGAGGAGGACGAGGAGGACGAUGAAAUAUAUCAAAACGAAGAAGACGCGCGUCCCUCGAUCAAGGCCGAAAGAAAUGCACAGAUUGCAGACCAAGGGAUCCCCAGUACACAAUCCAGAUAUUGGGUCCCCAGGGGGCGGAACACAGGAGCAACGAUAAAACAAGAAAGUCGCCUUAGUGUGGCGAGGGCUCUACCAAGAGAACCGGCAUCGAUAUCUGCCGAUGAGGAUGAUGACAUGCGCAUCGCAAAUGGAUCUCAAUUCCAAGACGAAUGGCAGCUGAACGACCGCAUGGAGACGGAUUCUAAAGAUGAGCUAUUCGACCGGAUCAAAAGCGAAAGUAGAAUACGUGCACAAGAUGCCGCACGCUUCGAGAACGACAUCGAACGCUCUAAUGUUGUCAAAUCGUAUUAUCCAUGCAAUCCCCGUCCACCCAUCGCGUUUGCGGAUUCCGUCACACUCAGAUUUGUCAGUCCUGAGGAUUGGGAGCGACGAUGGCAGAGGGCGCAGCGUCGCACGGGCAUACGCAUGGUCAUUUUCGAACCAAGCUUUGCUGUCACUGUCACCGACAUCAAUAUGCUAGCUUGGUCACCAGCAGCAUUUAGUUCAUCCAUUCUCGCGAUCCGUGUGGGCAACGGUGCCCUGCUAGACGACCAGUCUAUUACCAACCUCGCCGCAAAUAUGGCGCAGUUAACGCAGGUGCAAAUCGAUUUGGCUCCAAAUAUUGGUGACCAAUCCAUCAUGAGUCUUAUUGAGUUCUGUCCGGCCAUUGAAUACAUUGAAGUAUGUGGGGAUGUACCCACGAGACGAUCUGGUGGUGUGACUUUGCGUAACCUCGACGCGAUAUUGAUUGCAAAUGAAGAUAAGACCCAACGUCUUCGUCAUUUGGUGCUCGUAGAUCAGCUGGUGGAAGACAAGAGCGUGGAAGCCUGCGAAAACUUGCGAGCAAAUCUGAAAAUUAUACGUGGACAUCAGACACGAGAGGAAAUUGUGCCGGGAGGCAGGGCUUAG
Molecule: messenger RNA, 2943 nt
Organism: Alternaria infectoria
Lineage: Eukaryota; Fungi; Ascomycota; Dothideomycetes; Pleosporales; Pleosporaceae
Exons: 3
Coding region: 1-2943 (980 amino acids)
Source: RefSeq, a predicted model, not a curated record